UAUUUUUUUAUCAAUCUGUAAUAUACGUCUAUACACAAAAUGAAAUCAAAAUAUAUAAGUCAAAGAAAUACUGUCUUAUAUCAGUGUUGGUAAACAAAGUUAAACAGCUGUUUUGUGAACUGGAUCACAAGAAGAGAAUUAGUCAUCAAACAAAAUAUUAAAACGAAAUUAACGAGAAAAGCUGGUCUUUUUCCCCAAUUCCUUAUUUUUAGCAGCAAAUUAUACAAAAAUGAAUCGCCUUUUCGGACGUGGAAAGCCCAAGGAGCCCGGCCCAAGCAUCAACGAUUGCAUAGCUGGGGUUGACGCCCGAGCCACCAAUAUCGAGGAGAAGAUUGCUAAGCUCGAGACUGAGCUGCGCAAAUAUCGCGAGCAAAUGUCCAAAAUGCGUGAAGGUCCGGCCAAAAACUCUGUGAAACAAAAGGCCCUUCGGGUUUUGAAACAAAAGAAAGCCUACGAACAACAAUCGGAAUCUCUGCGCAACCAAUCCUUCAACAUGGAACAGGCAAACUAUGCGGCGCAGUCGCUUAAAGAUACUCAGGCCACCGUUGCGGCUAUGAAGGAUGGCGUCAAGCAAAUGAAGAGCGAAUACAAAAAGAUAAACAUUGAUCAGAUCGAGGAUAUUCACGAUGACAUGGCUGAUAUGCUCGAACAAGCCGACGAGGUUCAAGAGGUCCUUGGACGCACUUACGGAAUGCCGGAGGUGGAUGACGACGACCUGCAGGCAGAGUUGGAUGCCCUGGGCGAUGAGAUCGCCUUGGACGAUGACUCCAGUUACUUGGAUGACGUAGUCAAGGCUCCAAAUGCACCAGAUAAGGAGCCGGGUGCCGACAGCAUUAUACCUGGCAAGAGCACCAUUGAAACGGAUGAAUUUGGUUUGCCUAAGAUUCCAACAUCUCUGAAGACCACAUAGGCCAGCUCUCAGGUUUCCUCUCCGCUUUUUUUGUUGAGCUACGGGCACGCUUUGUAUAUUUUAUAUGUAUUGGAUCCAUGAAAGAUAGCCUCUCAAGUAUCAUUUUUGUAAGCAUUUGUUUUGUUCAAUAAAGAACUCGCUAAAAUUUGUAGUGAAGUGAAUUUAUGAAAAAAUUCUCUAAUUUUAAUUAAUUUAAAGUGUAAAAAAAAUAUAGGUUUUAAUUUGUUAAAUAUAUAUUUAGUG
This is a messenger RNA of Drosophila ananassae, 1153 nucleotides long. RefSeq names its product charged multivesicular body protein 5 (gene Vps60). The transcript has 5 exons. The record is from RefSeq and is a predicted model, not a curated record. Gene Ontology annotation, biological process: vesicle budding from membrane; late endosome to vacuole transport via multivesicular body sorting pathway. Gene Ontology annotation, cellular component: multivesicular body. NCBI's taxonomy places the organism in Eukaryota, Metazoa, Arthropoda, Insecta, Diptera, Drosophilidae. Bases 230 to 910 code for a protein of 226 amino acids.